This is a messenger RNA of Talaromyces proteolyticus, 789 nucleotides long. RefSeq lists its product as uncharacterized. Bases 1 to 789 code for a protein of 262 amino acids. The transcript is spliced from 2 exons. The record is from RefSeq and is a predicted model, not a curated record. Lineage: Eukaryota; Fungi; Ascomycota; Eurotiomycetes; Eurotiales; Trichocomaceae.
AUGGCGCCCGUGCCUGCCAAUAUCCCAUCUCCGCCACGGCCUUUUAGUGAGGACCCAAAUCGGUCGUACGGAGAGUCCACUCUGAAAAAGUUAUUUACAGCACAGGACAGCGAAAGGGAAGUUACCCGCCCUCGCUCACGUCCUCAACCCGAUCAACGACGGGCGGGUACCCUCUCCUGUGAUGUGGCCCUGGGCUGUGGCUGGCAGCCCUCACAUCCCACCUUUCAGCGAAAGCCAAAGUUACCGAUCAUGGAAUCGUUUUCAAGAGACCAACGCAUCCAUGCAUCCAAGAAGAAACCCUCCACUAAACAGAAAGAGCUAGAAUAUUCUCAUUACGACAGUUCUACUACGACAAAUAAUGAAGUUGAAGACCAAACCGUCUACAAAGUAUGCCAGUACAGCACAGGAAGUCGCUACGGCUAUCUCAUCGACCACUGUCCUGAAAUUACACAUCCAAACUCUCAAUUGGCCUCACGAUCUCGCCAAUUUUACCACGACUCAUAUAAUAUCCCCGGCAAAGCCCAAGGGGUUCGUGUUGAUCUCACUUUCGGGACGAUAACCAUGGUUUUGAUUCUGCUGCUACUUGUGGCUAUCAUGAUCGUUGAGGUUAUUGACGUCAUUUAUAAUGCCCGAGAAUCAUCGACUGACGACGAGGGUCGAGGAAGAAGUCGGACCAGACGUGCACUCUCCCGGGCCUUUAUUUCUCGAAAGAAAGCAGCUUUCAAGAUUAAGGAUGAUCAAGAAAAGGCUUCCAUGGAAUAUCUACUGGGAGAGAACCACGACCAAUGA